This is a messenger RNA of Neolamprologus brichardi, 1736 nucleotides long. It is a transcript of the gene meis3, whose product is annotated as myeloid ecotropic viral integration site 3. The record is from RefSeq and is a predicted model, not a curated record. Gene Ontology annotation, biological process: regulation of DNA-templated transcription. Gene Ontology annotation, molecular function: DNA binding. NCBI's taxonomy places the organism in Eukaryota, Metazoa, Chordata, Actinopteri, Cichliformes, Cichlidae.
CAUCACCAUCACCACCACUCCACCUCCUCCUUCUCUGCACCUCCUCCUCCUCCUCCUUCUCCCCUCUGGAGGCUGAAAACACCAUUGCUCAUUCCCAGCCGUGACAUUUUCCAGCCUGUCGCCGUAUGCUGAGCGGACAGCCAAACGCGAGGAGCCAGGAAAGAAAGAAGAAGAAGAAAAAAACUGGGGGGAAAGGAGGGACGCUGUCUGUGAGUCCGUCUUCCACAGCACCGAGCAUCCCGACGCUCUGCGAUCCGGAGCGAGACGCGCACCAGGCGGAGGCGAGGCGCUGCAGGAAGCCGCCGCUCCCUUUCACACCGGGGGAUUGUGGACUACACCGGACACGGCCCGAGCAGGACAGGAUACGGCGAGCGUUUACGUCUCGGACCCCGGAAGGCAGAGGAAGGGAGCAAAGCACGCUGCGCUAGCCGAGCAGCGCAUCAUCAUCCCCGGUGUAGGACUGGCUGUCGGGUCGCAUGGAGAAGAGGUAUGAAGAGCUGGUGCACUACUCAGGGUCAGAGGGCAUGUCGGUGGGGGGGUACGGGGACGAAGUCCGGGGGCUUCCUCCCCCGCAGUACGGACCCACCAUCCCCGACUCCCUCAAACACCACAAGGACCAGAUCUACGGUCACCCACUGUUUCCACUGCUGGCCUUAGUGUUUGAGAAGUGUGAGCUGGCCACCUGCUCCCCUCGAGACUCCACCUCCCUGUCAGCAACCUCCCACCUCCCUGGCAUGACCAAUCACAGCGACGUCUGCUCCUCCGAAUCCUUCAACGAUGACAUCGCCGCCUUCGCAAAGCAGAUUCGGUCAGAGAAACCCAUUUUUUCUUCCAAUCCCGAGCUGGACAAUUUGAUGAUCCAGGCCAUACAGGUUCUUCGCUUUCAUUUACUGGAGUUAGAGAAGGUGCACGACCUGUGUGAUAAUUUCUGCCAUCGCUACAUCACCUGUCUGAAGGGCAAAAUGCCCACAGACCUUGUGCUGGACGAGCGAGAGGGUGGGUCCAAGUCUGACAUGGAGGAUUUCACCGGGUCCUGUACCAGUCUGUCGGAGCAGAAUGCAUCGUGGUUACGAGAGCCAGAUGAAUGUGCCACUACUCCUCUGGGAACGCCAGGCACCUGUGGCCUACCUUCACACAGCACAGCAGACACCUGUAGUGAUGCAGGCGAUGGUCUCGAUGGAGGCGUGGCCUCUCCCAGCACAGGUGAGGAGGACGAGACGGACAGAGACAGGAGGAACAACAAGAAGAGGGGGAUCUUCCCUAAAGUGGCCACAAACAUCAUGAGAGCUUGGCUCUUCCAGCACCUGUCGCAUCCGUACCCAUCUGAGGAGCAGAAGAAGCAGCUGUCACAGGAUACAGGACUGACCAUCUUACAGGUCAACAACUGGUUCAUCAAUGCCAGGAGGAGAAUAGUCCAGCCAAUGAUUGAUCAGUCAAAUCGCUCAGGUCAGGGUGGUCCCUACAGCCCGGAGGGCGCGGCUCUCGGGGGCUACGGGCUUGACGGCCAGGCCCACCUCGGGCUUCGAACAGCAGGUCUCCAGGGAAUGUCCUCCCUGCAGGGUGACUACCCCGGCGCUCUCCUGUCCCAACCAGGCUAUCCUCCCCACCCAGGACCGUCCCUCCAUUCUUAUCCUGGAACAAACUUGCGGGAGACUCAGGCUCAGGGAGGUGCAGCCAUCAGCCGCAACCAGUUCGUGGUAAGGGGAACAAGAAGAGAGCAGAGGAAGACAGGAUGA